Messenger RNA from Drosophila willistoni, 1670 nucleotides. RefSeq lists its product as uncharacterized. The transcript is spliced from 4 exons. The record is from RefSeq and is a predicted model, not a curated record. Lineage: Eukaryota; Metazoa; Arthropoda; Insecta; Diptera; Drosophilidae. Gene Ontology annotation, molecular function: protein binding. Bases 399 to 1226 code for a protein of 275 amino acids.
UCUCCUGUUUAGAUUAACUUGGGAUUUUGCCCAGAUGACUACCUAUUGGAUAAAUGGAACUCAAGAACUUGAAAUCAAUUGCAAUUGAAGAACAUCACUCAUCUUUAUUUGGAUCAACACGCAAUUAAUCUCAACUGAAAGGGCUUAAGGACUACGGGGCAACCUUCAUCUUAAAUAAAUAGAAACGAAGAUUUAUUGUCAUUAUUCUUGAAGGAGGAUUCCAAAAGAUAUGAUUUCCAAGGACAUUGUUUUUCCUGAAUAGUCGAAGUGCGUCAGCCAUUAUUUGAUUAUGUUAAUGCGAUUAACUACUCUUGCUUUUAGUCAAGCAACUUUUAUUCUUAUGUCAAACAAAAUUUUAAUUUUCCCUCCAUUCAAUCUAAGAAAUCGAUUUAUUAUCGAUGGGCGGAGACGUUGAUGUGGCAACCUUCCUAUUUUUAAAACAGCUGAUUGUAUUUUUCCGCGUUAAUUGGUUUGAUUUUAUAUUUUUUUAUUUUUUAAGUUUAUACCACAAGUUUAAAAUGAAAAUCCUCUGUGAGGUGCAAAUGGUGAAUCGUGUGACCCAAGCGAAUCGUACGCCGCGGGCAGUUAAAUCCACUUUGGCCAUAGGCUACAAACAGAGCGCCCUGGAUUCAAAUGGGAAUACAAAAAAGGAACUGGAAAUGAUAUUAUUCACGCCACAAAUCAAGACUGGGCAGCGUUACAAGGUCAAGGAUAAUAUCCAGGCGGUUCACACGAAAUUCGUGGCGGACGGCAAAGCAACAAUUGGAUUCAAGCGGCCGGCAGAAAAUCUUUUGAUUAAAUGUGAUCCCAUUCAGUUAAAGGGAUUCCUGCAGACUCUCAAACUGGGUAUGGAGGGCAAGGAACCCAUCAAUUUGAGACUGAUUAUAGUAACUGCCACGGCCAUUACACAAAAAGCAAAGUCACAGACUAAAAUGACCUUUAAUCGUCGCUGCGAUUAUCCCAUCAAGGGUUUUCCACGAUCUCUGCAGUCUCUGACAAUCAAUAGUAGUCAAUUGGUUAAGCUAAGUUUUGAGAUAUGCUCGUUGCGUAAUCUAACCCAUCUGGAUGUGGCCAACAAUCAGCUAACGAAGAUACCCGUGGGACGUCUGCCCCUGACCAAACUCGUACUUCUUGGGAAUUGUCUGGGAGAACUGAACGAUUGGUCAUUUCUAAAUGGCAUCAAAUUGAGUGAAUCUCUUUGUGAAUUGGAUUUAUCUGGUGGUUAAAUGCCAAAAGCUGGUUCAUUUGAAUCUAAAUCACAAUAAUCUAACAUUUUUACCCUUUGCCAUGCGACGACUGAAGAAAUUGCACUCGCUUUAUGUAUCGGACAAUAAAUUGGAAUCUCUGCCAGCUGCCCUACCCUAGAUGUUUGUGGCAAUGCAUUUAAAGGACCCAAUCAUCUGGAUGUUCAACGUCUCGAGGGCACCACUGAGGCAAACACAAGGACCCAAUGCUCCCCUCAGCCGCUCUGGCUGCAAGCAGCUCGUUCAGUCGACCAAUUUAAGCUGCCUAUAUACUCACUACCUGCCAUACACACACAUACACAUAUGACCAUAUAAAGACAUUCACACGCACGUCUACAUCCCUUCCUGACUACACCUUCCUCCCCCGCCUUCUGUCCCUACGCAAUCGUUUUUAACCUUAUCAUUCUGUAUUUCUUGCCUAUAUAU